Trypanosoma conorhini is the source of this 2313-nucleotide messenger RNA. RefSeq lists its product as uncharacterized. Bases 1 to 2313 code for a protein of 770 amino acids. Gene Ontology annotation, molecular function: exonuclease activity; nucleic acid binding. The record is from RefSeq and is a predicted model, not a curated record. NCBI's taxonomy places the organism in Eukaryota, Euglenozoa, Kinetoplastea, Trypanosomatida, Trypanosomatidae. Gene Ontology annotation, cellular component: nucleus. The transcript has a single exon.
AUGCCCACGCGACGUUCGAAGCGGCAUCGCACGCCGUCGGCCACCUCCUCCCCGGCGUUGACGCACGCGCUGGAGGCACGUGGGCGCCACAUUGCCAGCACACACCCCGGCCCCCCGCUGCCGCCCUCCACCAGCGAGCACCGUGGGCGUGGUGACGGGACGGAGGAUCGUAGUGGCAAUGGCGCGGGCCCAGCCGCCCUUGCGGACGCCUUGUACGCGGUGGAGAUCCACUUUCAGCUCGAGCGGCAGCGGCACCGAGGCGAGCUCCUCUUCCCGCGUGAUUUGGGGGACUUGCUGUUGUGGUCCGUGCCGGUCGCGGUGCCGUUGAUUGAGGGGCCGCGGGUUUUUUUUCUCAAGAACAAAUCGAGGCUGCGGGACGUGGUGGUGGUUUACGUGAAUGGGUGGACGCACGACGAGAUGAUAGUGGCCGGCGCCGGCCACCCCGCCGCGGACGACGUCGGCGACGACGACGAGGCGGAGGCCCAACAGCAGCAGCAGCGGGGUGCGGAGCGCGUUGGCCGCGCCAUGCUGGCCCCCAUACGUGCGCAGCGGUGUUGGGCGCGCAGGGAGUGCGGCGUGCAGUUCGCCCCGUUGCUUCUCCCGGACGCCAGGAACACGCUGGAGCGGGAGGUCUUCUGGCGAAACGACGCGCCGAAGGCCCCCGGCGGCGACCGGCGCCGGCAGCGUCCCGCCGAGCACGGCGCAGAUGCCGGGGGCGAGGGGGGAGAAAAAGGCACGGCGUCGCGUGCGUGCUGCGCAGUUGGCGUCGACGGUCCCCCCGCAGCCGCCGCCGCCUCGUCGAGGGCGCACGGUGUGGGGAAUUUAUUUAACCGCGCCUUAGCGAUUCACGGCAACAAGACGCCGCCCGACACGGCGCCUGCCGCUGCCAACGGCGACCCCGCGCUCUGGGGCAACCGCGCGACGCUGCUGCAGUACGCCCUCUCCCUUGAGAGGGACCGGGCGGAGCUGGAGGGCCUCGGGUUUGUCGUCAGCCCGCCCCCCGCCCGCGAUGAGGCGGAUGAGUGGAGCUCGUUUGAGGCCCCGAGCUCGUCGAAGGACGCGGCGGAGGCGGAGGGGCGGGAGCCGCGCGUCUUUGCGAUGGACUGCGAGAUGGUGCUCGUCGCCAACGGCGUGAGUGCGCUGGCGCGUCUCACGCUGCUGGACGUGCGAGCCGGCGCUGUGGUGCUUGACACCCUCGUGAAGCCGGCGGCGCCGGUGGUGGAUUACAUCACCCGCUACAGCGGCGUCGACGAGGCGAUGCUCGACGGCGUGACGACGACGCUGCAGGACUGCCAGCGGGAACUGAGGCGGCACAUCGACACCGACUCGUUUGUCGUGGGCCACAGCCUGGAGAACGACUUCAAGGCGUGUAAGAUGCUGCCCAACUGCCAUCUGCUGGACACGGCGCACUUGUUUCCGCACCCAGCGGGGCUGCCCCACAAAAAUGCACUGCGGUACCUGGCGCUGCGGUACCUGCAGAAGAGAAUCCAGCAAGGAUCCCACGACAGCGAGGAGGACGCCAGAGUCAGCGCGGAGCUUGUGUGCCUAAAGCUAAAGCACGGCCCGGGGUUUGGGGUCCGGGCGCGCGUGAGCGUGCUGCGGCUCAUGCAGGGCGCGGUCACUCCCGCAGCGACGGCGGGCGCAGGCGCCGACGAGGGAGAGGCGAGGCAGGACGAGGCACAUUCCGGGCCGUCGGCGUCCGCGCCAUCCGCCUCGACGUCGUCGUCGCCGUCGCUUGAAGUGGAGCUGAAUCUGUUUGAUGACGCAUGCGUCCUGCGCGAGCUGACUCCCAGCGGCGCGGAUGCCCGGGGCGGCGGUCGGCUGAAUGCGGUGCAGGUGCGACACGACAGGGACGCGGUGCGGAAGGCGGUGCGCUGCCUGCAGCGACGCGAGCACUGCCGGCAGCGCACGGCGGACGGCGUGCCGUCGUGCUACGCCCUCACUUGGGUGCAGCUCAGCGAGGCGGUUGAGCCGCAGCAGCAGCCGGGCGGCGCGGAAGGCGACGGCCGGCCGUGGGAGGAGCGGCAGCUCGAGCGCGUGGAGGAGACGAAUCGGCGCGUCAUGCAAAUCGUCCGCGCGGCGCCGCACAACAGCCUCGUCGUGGUGCUCGCUGGCGGGGCGUCGACGGCCGCGGUGGGGGCGUCGACCGGCAGGGUGCGCGGCGUCUGCUUCGCGUUUGUGAAGGACGACGCCGCGCCGGGGCCACCGGCGGCGUGGCUGGAGGCGGGGGAGGAAAUCUCCGCCGGCCCGCCUUCCGCGGCGGCCGCGCACGGCGGCACGCUCGUGACGCCCCCGGCCUGCAGGCAUCAGUAA